Molecule: messenger RNA, 3171 nt
Organism: Pseudomyrmex gracilis
Lineage: Eukaryota; Metazoa; Arthropoda; Insecta; Hymenoptera; Formicidae
Product: SET and MYND domain-containing protein 4-like
Exons: 4
Coding region: 618-2537 (639 amino acids)
Molecular function (GO): protein binding
Source: RefSeq, a predicted model, not a curated record
GGACAUGCGUUAGUUUACGGGACGGAAAAGUGAUUGCACAUUUUCUUAUUGACCUGGCCGCUCUCAGACUUUUCUCUGCCGCAACAAAAGACUACACAAGAGACUGACAGACGACAGACUAUCUACUGCUAAGUGCUAAGAUUUAUCUUUUAGGGUGAGACAAAUUGCAUAGAAGUGUGGAUGUAUAAUUUUAGAUAAAAUUUUACAUAUAUUGUGUGUGCAAAAAGAGCAACUUGUGCCUGACUUUAAAAAUUUAUGAUUAACACGUUCUGAGUGAGAUUAAAAAAAAAUAUUUAUGUUUUAUUUAGUAAAUCCGUUAGGUGAGCUUUGAGAUGUUGCUAGAUUAUGCAUUUCUAAAAAAAUAGACCCCACACAACACAUGUAUUGUAUAUGGGACGUUGUCACAAAAACAAAAUCACUCAGAUGUAUUGAUUUUAAUAUGGAUCUAAGCAAAUUUUGAAUCUGUUUGGCUAGUUUUUGGUCACAAAUGCCGACAUUAGAAACAGAUGAAAAUUUACAGAAAAGUAUUGCGUAUGUUAUAUUGUAAAGUUUUUCUUUUGUUUUUUAGAUUUUAUAGCAAGCACGUUAAGAUCAUAUUUCUGUAACAAAAAACAAAAAUGGAUAAAAUAAUAGAUAUACUAAAUAAGAAAUUAGGUACACGUAUAAAAGAACUUUCAGAACAAUAUAGGAAACUCAAGACUGAUGAGGAACGUGUAAUAUUUACUUCUAAUGUUAUGCGAGACUAUUAUAUUAUUCCUAAUGCAACUGGAAUGCCAAAAGAUGCCAAAAAAUCAGAGGAACUACGAGAAAAUGGCAAUAAAACCUUUGUCAAAGGUGGUCUUGAUAAUAUGACAUGUGUAGACGCACUGAAAUUAUAUACUAAGAGUAUAGCCUUUGCGCCUUAUCCGUCUGAGCAACUUGCACUGGCAUAUGCCAACAGAUCGGCGGUUUUGUUUCAACUAGGAUUGCAUUUAGAAUGUGUUUUGGACAUUGAUCGAGCAUUAGCUUUCAAUUAUCCAGACAAUCUGAAAGCAAAGCUUUAUAUUCGCAAAGCAGAAUGUUUAAUGAUUCUGGAAAGUUGUUCCACAGAAGAUACUCUUAAAGAGGCCCAGCAUUGGCUAGAGAUGUCUCAGAAGGAUGCAAAUCAAGAGAAGUUGAGAGCAAAGCUCAAUGUUUUACAUCGUAAGACUGUACAAAUCAAACCAAAUGUUCAAAAUCCUUUGAGAGAAGCACAAAUAAAGGAAUCUCCUCUUCCUACUAUUAUACCUCAAAAUAAUGAAGUUCCUUGCGCAUCAGAUGCAGUAGCUAUAAAGUACAAUAAACGUUAUGGCAGACAUGUUGUUGCCACUCGUAACAUUCGUCCAGGUGAGGUAAUUGCGGUGGAAAAGCCUUAUUCAAUGAUGUUAACGCAAGAGAACAUGCAAACACACUGUUCAAAUUGUUUGAGAGUAUGUUGGGCAAAUAUACCUUGCAACUACUGUACUUAUGCUAUGUAUUGCUCGGAAGAGUGCAAAUAUGCGGAGUGGAAAAAAUGUCAUGAUGUGGAAUGUGCUGUCUUUCCCUGUUUAGUUGAAAGAUCUUUUUUGAAUCUUGAUUUCUUCAGUUUAAGACUUGCCAUACUUGCUGUGAGAGAAGCUGGCAGUAUACAGCAAUUAAAAACCAUGCUACAGGAAGUUGACAAAUGCGAUGAUCCUCGAACAAAGGGGUUUUCUCAAGAUGGGAGACUGCAUAGCGAUCGAUACAUCGGCAUAUACAGUCUUGUAACGAAUACAGAGAAAAGAGCAGGGAAUGAUCUCUUCAGAAGAUCUUUAGAUACGUCUUUUAUUUUAUACUUUUUAGCGACGCGCACCGCGAUGUUUGGCGCUAAACUAUCCGAAGAUUUGGAAUUGUUGGCGAAAAAUAAGGACGUAACGUUUAUCGGUGGUCUUAUUAUGAGACACCAGCAGAUCAUUCCCAGCAAUAUUCACAGUAUUCACGAGGAACAAGGCUUGGAUCAUGUGAAACGUGGUGUAGCUGCUAUGCCAUUUUUCAGCCUGUUUAAUCACAGCUGCGAUCCAAAUGUACUGAGGCAUUCGAGAGCUGAGCACGUAGUGAUGUACGUCAUGUAUCCCAUUAAAAAGGGCGAGCAGCUUUUAGAUAGCUAUGGUGAACAUUGUGCUCUCUACGACCGAGAAGUCAGACGAAAGAAGCUACUCAAGCAGUAUUAUUUCACAUGUGAUUGCAUACCGUGCCAAGAAAACUGGCCCUUAUAUCACGAACUACAGUCAUACAAUACUUUGGUGAAGAAAACGGCGGACAAGGUGAAGAUACAAGAGGCGUUACGCAAGUUAAAUACAUAUAUCGAUAUAGCGGCAGACGAUAAGGUACUGGACAAACCUUACGUCAUCGAAGAUUUACUAAUGAUGGUGCAAGUACUGCACGAUUGCGCGCCGAUGCCUUGUUUGGAGAUGAACAACGUCAUUGAGACGUUGAAGCGAGUGUACGAUUUGAAUGGGAAUAGAUUUGAAAUACCAAAAUUGUGGAAAAGCGAAAAAUAAGGGAGGGGAUGUUUUGUUAUACAGAGUAGGGAAAAAAGUGGGAAUUUUCUAAAAUAAUUCGAGAAAUGACGUUUUUGGAAAAAAAAGUGUAAAUACAAAAGUAGGAUUUUGAGAGAGGAAUGCAACGGUGACCGUGAACUAGGGGGGGGGGGGGUCAAAUUCAGAAGUCAUCUGAAGGUCAAAGUAAAAUUUUCAAAUGGAGGACACCUAUUGCUAUACUGAAAAUAGAAAGAGCAAAUUUUACAUUUAGACAUGUAGUCAUGUUUAAAGAUGUCGAGGCUUAUAGGUCUACGGUUUAAGGAUUUCAAGGCUUGAAGGUCUACGAUGUAAGGAAAGUUUUGUAUUUACAAUGUUUUUCCAAAAACAUUCUCGAGUUAAUUUAAGGUUUCUAACAUUUUUUCUCACCCUGUAUUUUUUGACUGACAAAUUAUAAGCAUUCUUUCGAGUAGAAUGCAAUAAAUAAAGAAAGAUAAAAACUUUUUUUUUUGUAGUAUUUUUUUUUUGUUUCUACAGUGUGUGAUUUUAACGUAAGAAGGUAACUUAUAGAGAUUCCUUGAAAGAGAUUUAUAUAUUUUUCUGUUUAAUACUUUAUAUGUAUGUGUAUAUACAUAUGUAUAUACAGGGUGUUCGACAA